AUGGUGGUAGCAAUAUUUCUAAUGGGCCUUUUGCUCCAAUGUGGUUGGGCCCAUUCAACAAGCUACACAGUCGGAGAUUCAACGGGCUGGGUCUUCGGUGUAGCGGGCUGGGAAAAUGGCAAGAACUUUACUGCUGGUGACACACUAGUUUUCAAGUAUAUGGCAGCAAGACACAAUGUGGUGGUUGUGGACAAGUCAAGUUAUGAUUCUUGCACAGUGCCUCCAAAGGCAAAGAUAUAUAAUUCUGGGAGUGAUGUGUUAUGCCUAACAAAGGGGCCUAAUUACUUCAUUUGUGGGGUUCCUGGCCAUUGUCAAGCUGGGAUGAAAAUAGCACCAAUAGCAGCUUAA
Striga hermonthica is the source of this 348-nucleotide messenger RNA. NCBI's taxonomy places the organism in Eukaryota, Viridiplantae, Streptophyta, Magnoliopsida, Lamiales, Orobanchaceae. The record is from the annotation of a GenBank genome assembly.